ACUUUACUUUGCUCUCGACUUUAGUUUUGCAUAGCCUUAUACAAAAGCACAAUCAGCAAGAUGUGUGGAAAUGGUGCAGGACAAGGAACUGAGGAAUGAACUGAAAGAAAUAUGAAAAGCAAAAAGUAACAGUGAAGAGGGACAGCAGAGUUGAAGAAACCAAAGUUUGACAGGAAAUAUUUUUUUACACACCUGGUGUUUUGUUAAAAAGCUGGUGAGGUGAGAUAAAUUGAAGAUGGAUCCGAAAAGCUCAGAUAUACCACUAGUAUCUUGCCAUGUUCAGGUUUCAGAUCAGUCUUUUUCCUCUGGUCUGGGGUCCUACACUUCUCUGUCAGUGUCACCAGCUGCAGAGAGACUGCGCUGCAUCCUUGGAGAGGAUGAUGAGUCCACACCAACACUCUUUACAGAGAUGGACACACUGCAUCAUGAAGGUGGAGAACCAGAGUGGAAGGAAUCAGCAAGGUGGGUAAAAUUUGAGGAGAAAGUGGAGGAGGGGGGAGAACGAUGGAGCAAGCCCCAUGUUUCCACACUGUCACUGCACAGUCUGUUCGAGCUGCGAACAUGUUUACAGACUGGUAGCAUCCUGUUGGACCUGGAGGGCUACUCUCUGCCUCAAAUAGUUGAAGAAAUAGUGCACAGGCAUGUACAGGAUGGCCUGAUAGACUCUGAGCUCAAAGACAAGAUCAGUUUCAUUUUGCUGAGGAAGCAUCGACACCAGACCAAGAAGCCCAUCCAUCGCUCACUGGCUGACAUUGGAAAGCCCAGUCCUACAAGUAAAGACCGGAGUCCAAGUCGUAGCCAUAGCUCCAUGUAUCACUCCACUGAGGAUUUGCGGGGUCACCAGAGUGGAAGUCUGGGAAAACUAUAUCAUGUUCAGAGUCGAAGCAUGAAUGAUAUCUCAAUUACUCCAAGUUCUGACCAGCUCAAGAACAAGUUUAUGAAGAAAAUUCCUAGAGAUGCUGAAGCAUCCAAUGUGUUGAUUGGAGAGGUGGACUUUCUGGACAAGCCUUUCGUGGCCUUUGUCCGUCUUGCUCAAGCCACAACAUUGGGUGGACUGACUGAAGUCCCAGUACCUACCAGAUUCCUCUUUGUUUUGCUUGGACCUCAUGGCAAAGUCAAAUCCUACAAUGAAAUUGGCCGUGCUAUUGCCACACUCAUGGUUGAUGAUCUCUUUAGCAGUGUGGCCUAUAAGGCCAGACACCGUGAUGACUUGAUUGCAGGUCUUGAUGAGUUUUUGAAUGAGGUGACAGUUCUCCCACCAGGAGAGUGGGACCCAAAGAUUCGUAUUGAGCCACCAAAGAAAGUUCCUUCAGCAGAGAUGAGAAAGUCAGUGUUUUCACUAAAUGAGCUGGGACAAGCAAAUGGAACUGCAGGUGGAGGAGGAACAGCUGAUGAUGAUGAAGAGAUGCCUGUCCCUCAUGAGCUGGGAGAGGAACUGACCUUUACUGGGAGAUUUUGUGGAGGUCUUUGGCUUGACAUCAAACGGAAAUUACCAUGGCUCCUGAGUGACUUCUAUGAGGGCUUUCACAUCCAGUCUGUCUCAGCUGUACUCUUCAUAUACCUGGGAUGCAUCACUAAUGCCAUCACAUUUGGAGGACUCUUAGGAGAUGCCACCGACAACUACCAAGGUGUGAUGGAGAGCUUCCUUGGCACAGCACUAGCAGGAGUGGUCUUCUGCAUUUUUGGUGGCCAACCCCUCAUUAUCCUGAGUUCAACAGGACCUAUACUGGUCUUUGAAAAGCUGCUCUAUGAAUUUUGCAAAGCUAAUGACAUUGACUACAUGGAGCUGCGUUUGUGGAUUGGACUGCAUUCUUGCCUUCAGUGUCUUGUCCUGGUGGCCUCCGAUGCUAGCUACAUCAUCAAGUACAUAACACGUUUCACUGAGGAGGGCUUCUCCAGCCUCAUCUCCUUUAUAUUUAUCUCUGAUGCUAUUAAGAAGAUGGUAGGGGCCUUUCAGUACUACCCUAUUAACACGAACUUUAAGCCUGACUUCAUCACUACCUACAAGUGUGAAUGUAUUGCUCCAGACCAAGGUGCUUCAGUGGUUUUUAAUUCGUCUACUCUACUUGGCCCAGACAACUUUACUGAUUACUCUCUGUACAACUUCACAGUUCUAGACUGGAGUCAGCUGACAAAAAAUGAAUGUCUAAAGUUUGGUGGAUCUCUGGUGGGCAAAUCCUGCAAGUAUGUUCCUGACCUGGCUCUCAUGUCUUUCGUCCUGUUUUUCGGCACCUAUUCCAUGACCAUUUCACUCAAGAAGUUUAAGUUCAGCCGCUACUUCCCUACCAAGUGGCGUACCUUGAUUGCAGAUUUUGCCAUUAUUAUAUCCAUUAUGGUCUUCUGUGCCCUGGAUUACCUGAUGUCCCUGGAAACACCCAAACUGCAUGUGCCCACUGAGAUCAAGCCCACUCGGCCAGAUCGUGGUUGGAUGGUCAUGCCUACAGGGAAGAACCCCUGGUGGAUGUAUUUAGCUAGUUUUGUGCCUGCUCUUCUUGUUACAAUCCUUAUUUUCAUGGAUCAGCAGAUAACUGCUGUUAUUGUUAACCGCAAGGAGAACAAGCUUAAGAAAGGAUGUGGCUACCAUUUAGACCUGUUUUGGGUAGGAAUCCUCAUGGCUGUCUGCUCUUUCCUGUGCUUGCCAUGGUAUGUAGCAGCUACAGUCAUCUCCAUUGCUCACAUAGAUUCCCUUAAGAUGGAGAGUGAGUGCAGUGCUCCAGGGGAGCAGCCACAGUUCCUGGGAGUGCGAGAGCAAAGGCUGACAGGUAUUCUGGUUUUUGUACUCACUGGAGUUUCCAUUUUCCUAGCUCCCAUACUGCAGUAUAUUCCCAUGCCAGUACUUUAUGGUGUGUUCCUGUACAUGGGUGUAGCCUCUCUUAGUGGCAUUCAGUUUUGGGAGAGGAUCAAGCUUAUCCUGAUGCCUGCCAAGCACCAGCCAGACUUUGUUUUCCUCCGCCAUGUACCUCUGCGUCGGGUGCAUCUUUUCACCUUAGUCCAAAUUACUUGUUUGGCUGUGCUCUGGAUCCUCAAGUCUACUGUGGCAGCUAUUAUUUUCCCUGUCAUGAUCCUGGGACUGAUGGUAGUGAGAAAAAUGCUUGACCUUGUCUUCUCCCAGCAUGACCUGGCCUGGCUGGAUGACAUUCUCCCAGAGAAGGACAAGAAGAAAAAGGAAGAUGAGAAGAAGAAGAAAGAGAGAAAGAAAGUCAAAUGCAGAGAUCGUGACAGUGACGAAGAAUUUAAAUGUCCAAGUGAUAACCUUCCCUCAGUGAAGAUACCAAAGGAGCCAACAGAGUGUCCAUCAUCCUCCCCUGAUCCUCCUCAAACACCCUCCUGACACACACCUUGUUAUAUCUAACUUGCAAGCCUGACCUGUUGAACCUCUGCAAAUGAAGAUCUCCUUCCCUUCAUCUCCAGCUCAGCCUGCAUUUCCAUUCAGCUACUCUCCUAUGUUUAUGGAGCCAAAAUAUGAGGGGACCGUGUUUUACCAGUAACAGUGUGAGACUUUGGUGGUGAAAUUAUAAUCUUUUUGUUCUUUGAGUGAAAAAUGUUUAACAGUAAAAAAAUGUAACCCAAAACUUCAUGUGCUUUGCCAUAGUUUGUCUAAUGAAUUUAGAAUUAUUUUCAUCCCUAGUGAAUACACAAGAUUUUAUAAAUGACUGCUUAGGUUAGUAAAAUCACAUGCCACAUGCACAUAUUAACUUCAGAACUCACUGCAAGUAGCAUAGUUUUUCAAAUAGAAUUCAACCUCAGUCUUUGGUUUUGCUUUGUAUGUAAUAAAACCAAAUAAUUGAAACAUCCUAAAAUAAUAUACCUCCACAGUAGACCCACGAUUUAAUCAAAAAGUGACUAUAAAUACUAAAAGUAACUAUAGAAUAAAUGUUGAUUUAAAAUCUGUAU
Hemibagrus wyckioides is the source of this 3894-nucleotide messenger RNA. It is a transcript of the gene slc4a5b, whose product is annotated as solute carrier family 4 member 5b. Gene Ontology annotation, biological process: bicarbonate transport; transmembrane transport; regulation of intracellular pH. The record is from RefSeq and is a predicted model, not a curated record. The transcript is spliced from 24 exons. Gene Ontology annotation, molecular function: monoatomic anion transmembrane transporter activity; solute:inorganic anion antiporter activity; sodium:bicarbonate symporter activity. Gene Ontology annotation, cellular component: plasma membrane. NCBI's taxonomy places the organism in Eukaryota, Metazoa, Chordata, Actinopteri, Siluriformes, Bagridae. Bases 236 to 3331 code for a protein of 1031 amino acids.